This is a messenger RNA of Mercenaria mercenaria, 3006 nucleotides long. RefSeq lists its product as uncharacterized. The coding region runs from base 186 to 2462 and encodes 758 amino acids. Gene Ontology annotation, cellular component: plasma membrane. The transcript is spliced from 13 exons. Gene Ontology annotation, molecular function: urea transmembrane transporter activity. Gene Ontology annotation, biological process: urea transmembrane transport. The record is from RefSeq and is a predicted model, not a curated record. Lineage: Eukaryota; Metazoa; Mollusca; Bivalvia; Venerida; Veneridae.
CGUGCGGUGUAGUAGGUCAGUUGGAUAUACAAUUUCGUUUAAAUUUAUUUACAUCAGUAGUUGUGGUAGUUUCACACGCGAUUUUGAGAGGAUUACUAUCUCAUUUUAAAAGGACAAAUACACUGGGAUGGUGAAUAUUAACAAUAAAUUUAGUGACAUAAGGAGUUAAAUAACAGUUCAAUGCAAUGGCGGCAGUGACUGCCAUUUCGCCAAACAUUUCUGGAUGUGUUAAGGUGGAGUUAGCUAAUAUCACAGCCAGGGGAAACUUCGGUUCUAUACAGCCAGUCCUAGAAAAAUAUGAAACGGGUCUCUUACUUCUUCUCGGGUUUGCGGGCAUUUCCGUCAUUUUAGCCCUCCUCCACCGGUUGGUUAGAAAACACGUGUAUAAUGACGCCAACAACGUUGACACCGCCUUCGAUGCUGGUGGGCGUGUCAGUACAAGUUUGACAGCAGUGACGGUUGCUUCCCAGUUUCUUUGGCCAGGGGAUAUUCUGCAAAGUUCUACGAUCACUGUAAAAAGCGGAAUUUCCGGUCCAUUAUGGUAUACUGUUGGUGCUGCUUUAAACAUUGCCUUGUUUCCAAUAGUAUCUGUGUACCUAAAGACCCGAGCUCCCGGGGCAAAAACCUAUCUACAGAUAAUGAAAGCACGAUAUGGCAAACCUGCUCACGUCAUCUUUGUUAUUCUGGCACUGCUUGUCAAUUUGUGUGUCGUCUCUACAUUGAUUGUGGCUGGUGUCGCCACAUUUCAGUCAUACACUGUGGACGCCUCCAACGAGUUCUGUGUCAUGAUUAUUGCCGUGCUUUUUGGUUCAUACUCAUUUAUAGGAGGCCUAGGUACAACAUUUUAUGUGUCCUAUUUCAACGCCGUGCUCAUAUUUGGCAUUCUUAUUGCACUGAACGUGAAGAUUCUGUAUUCACCCGACAGCGACUCGGGUGUUGGAUCUAUAGAUAAGAUCUACGAAAAGAUGCAAUGUCUCAUAGCCCCUGAAGGCAAUGCUGAAAGGAGUUAUUUCACUUUCAAAUCCGAGAAUGGGCUUGUUUGGGCUUUUAUGGGACUUUGUGUUACUGCUUCUCUAACCUACUGCGAUCAAGCUGCUUGGCAGAGCCGUAUCGCGGCUAAACCUUUGCAGGGGGUAUUGGGAUUUCUAAUAGCUGCUUAUAUUUGGUUUGCUAUUCCAAUAUCUAUAUCCACAUCAGCAGGUCUGGCCUAUCUUUCUAUGGCUCUAGAUAAUUCUUCAACAAGUGUACUGUCACCAGCCGACGUGGAUGAAGGACUUAUAACACCGUUUAUGACGGAGCGUCUUCUUGGUGACGUUGGUGGUGUCCUGAUUGUCACCAUGAUUGCAAUGACCUUGAUGAGUACGGGGUCAGGAGAGGUCAUGGCCGUUUCAUCUAUCAUUGUUUAUGACAUUUACCAGGUCUACAUCAAUCCAUUCAGAAAGUCCCAUAACCCCGAGGAUUGUAUUUUAUGUAAUAAAAAACUUGCAGAACCGAAACAAGAAGACCAAACUGUUAUAUGCACGUGUCCGAACGUUCUCACGUGCCAGGAGUGUAAGACUGACGAGGAAAUAAACUCCAAGGAAGGCCUCACAUACAUUGGACAGUACCGAUGUCAAUACCAUGGCCGAUAUAGACAGUACCAAGAAAGGAUGCUUAUGUAUAAGAGUUGGUGUAUUCUCUGGGUCACCAUUGCUAUCGUUCCCUUAGGGCUUGCAGUAAUCGCUAGCGGUGUUGACCUCAACUGGGUUAUGAUGAAUGGCUUUAUUGUAACACUACCUUGUUUUCCGCCUGUUGUACUGUCAAUAUUUUGGAGUAAAACAUCCAGAGCAGGUGUUAUCUCUGGAGCCCUGUUUGGCAUUGUAUGUGGAGUGAGUGUAGCUUUAGGAGUAGCAUCCACUUAUGAGGGAGGACUCAACAAUUUUCUCGAAAAUACCGUGCAGAAUAACUCUGUCAUGGCUGGUGCAGGGACAAGCAUUGGUGUAAGUUUUCUUGUAACUCUCUUGGUCUCUUGCGGAACCCACAAUAUUAAGUCUGAAAGUGAUGUAAAACGGGAAUGGCUAAAAUUACGUGAUAUAGAUAACCCUCUACAUCCGUGGUCCCAGCUUUACGUGGAAGAUAUUCCGGGCCUACAAAAGGGAGAUAAGCCUUCUGUAGAACAACUCGAUAAAGUGUUUAAAAAGGCUCGUAUCUUAGCAUAUGUUGGCGGCGCAUUCACAGCUGUUCUUUUUGUUGGCAUUGUGCCAGCAGUGAUGUUGAGCCUGCACGUGCUGACCAUGCGUGAAUUUGAAGUUUGGACUCACGUGUUACAAAUAUUUUGUUUCUCUAUGGCGGCAGUGGUUGUUGUGGUAGCGCCGGCAGAAGAGAUUAUACAGAUAUGCCGACAAAGGAAAGAAAACAAGAAAGAAAAAAGACGUUCAUACUUGAAUUCUUACACAAACGAUAUGCAUCUGGGACCGAAGUAAUACGAAAAAAAAACGUGCAAUGACUUCUAGUAUCAUGUUUAUGAUUUUUAUGUUUUAGGCAUUUUUGGUCGGAAAAGAUAAGUAAGAUAUUUGGUAAAACGUUUAUGAUUUUGUCUCCCAAAUAUGGGUAACAUGUUAAUGAUUUUUAUCUGCUUUAUGCAUUCAUCGUCGUAAAAAUAUUUUGUCUGUUUUAAGCAUUUUUCGUCGGAAAAGAUAGCUAAUCUUUUUAGUAACGUGUUUAUGAUUUGAUGUUUAAAACAGUUUUCGUCGUAAAAAAGAUAACUAAGGUUUUUUUAGUAAUGUGCUUAUGAUUUUUAUCAAUUUUAAGCAUUUUUCGUCAGAUAACUUAGAAUUUUAGGGACAUAUUUAUGACUUUUAAAUAUUUAUCGCUGGAAGAGAUAACUAAGAUAUAAUAGUAGUGAAAAUGAAACUUGUAGGUACCUUUCAAACAGUUUACAAGAGUAUGUAUUAUAUCUAGUUUUAUCUACUUUUAUACUGUGUACUUUUAAAAUAUUGUACAAAUAAAAUAUUUUGCUACAUGUAA